This is a messenger RNA of Pseudomyrmex gracilis, 301 nucleotides long. RefSeq names its product NADH-ubiquinone oxidoreductase chain 1-like. NCBI's taxonomy places the organism in Eukaryota, Metazoa, Arthropoda, Insecta, Hymenoptera, Formicidae. Gene Ontology annotation, cellular component: membrane. Gene Ontology annotation, molecular function: NADH dehydrogenase activity. Gene Ontology annotation, biological process: aerobic respiration. The record is from RefSeq and is a predicted model, not a curated record.
UGUCACUUUUGUUGAUAAUUAUUUAUGUAAUUUUAUUUAUUUCUUUCUGUACAUUUUUGAAGCGUACAAUUUUAGCAUAUAUUCAAGAUCGGAAAGGUCUUAAUAAAGAUGGUUACGGAGGAUUCCUACAACCUUUUUGUUUAAACCGAAGCUCUAUAGAUUUUAUUGAAGGUGAAUUUGAGGUGAUAUCUGGAUUUAAUGUGGAAUAUUUUAGUUCAGGAUUUCCAUACUUUUUGGCAGAGUAUGAAAUAAUUAUUUUUGUGAGGGUUGUAUUUACUUUAAUAUUUACUAUAUUAUUUAG